CUCCAUCAACCUGGGCCUCUGCUCUUCUAAAAAGGAUACAAGCUCCUCCAUCAACCUGGGCCUCUGCUCUUCUAAAAAGGAUACAAGCUCCUGAUUUUUCACCUCUAUGUCAGCCCAACUCUGUUUGUCAUCUAUUUAUGUUAGAUGCCAAUUGUUAUAGGAGAGGUACAACCCCAUUAAGCCUGGAGUCCCACUUAUGGAUAUCUGUCUUUUCAGUCUUUAUGAUGAAGAACAAAAGAGUAAAAUGCCUGUCAAGUUUGAGAAGCAUUGGGGUGUUUUUUCUUUCAAUGGAGAGGCUAGGUUUUCCUACAACCUCGGUUUGGGUUGUAAAACCCUGAGAAAUGCAGAUGAUGUUCUGUACUGGCCUUCUUGAUGGUGUGUGGCUGACCCCAUAGGGAUUUGGCCUUGGCUUUAGACCACAUGGAGCUAGCUUGUAGUGUUGCUGAUUAUACACCACUUUGUUACAUCGGAAUUCUUGUUGCUUAAUUGAGAGAUUAUUGAGUUUCAGGCUAAAUGAGACAAAUUUACUCUCAGAGCUGUAAGCAGAUGAUUAGGCAAUUUUUACGUCUUCCUCUACAACAACACUUGGACUCUGGCAAUUAUGGGUUUUUAGCUCAUAGGACCCUUUCUUCAUCAUCCUCCUCUUCUGCUUCUUCUUCUUCUGCUGCUUCACAAGUUAGGGAUCUCACUCCUGAGGAGGACAGGAUUUAUAACAUGGAUUUCAAGACUGCCACCGAAAUCCUCUUCCAAGAACCCGCCAGGAAGAAAAAAUUUGGGCUUGACUUUCAUCUGGUACAACUGUUCUUUGCAUGCAUGCCUUCACUUGCUGUUUAUUUGGUGGCACAGUAUGCACGCUAUGAGAUUAGAAGGAUGGAGGCGGAAGUUGAGCUAAAAAAGAAGCAAGAGGAAGAAAAAAAAGCAAAAGAAAUGGAAUCACAGGCAACCGAAAAGGAUUCUGAUUCAGAGCUGCUGCAAGUGAAGACUAGGUUAGAGGCCUUGGAAGAGACUGUCAAGGAAAUUGUAGAUGAAACUAGAAAAGCCUCGCAUACCAACCAAGACAUAGAGAGAGAAACUAGCAAACUUGCUCCCACGGAUCCUAGUAUCAAGGUAGAUGAAACUAUGAAAUCCUCAAGUGCAAACCAAACCAUUGAGAGAGAAACUAGCAAGCUUGUUCCCACUGAUUCAGGUAGCAAUAGUAGUGAAAGUAGUACUAAAAAGACACAAAGCUGAGUAGACAAAAACAGGGAGGAGGCGGGGAGACCAGAUCCUUCAAGUAAUGCGGUGCAUGACCAAAAGAAACAGAGCGGCAACAUAGAAAAAGGGGUGGCUUCUUCAGAUUUGAAAAGAUGAUUCGGGAAAUUAUGCUUCUAAUUUGGGGUAGAAUGUUGGCCGUCUUCCCAGUUUUUUAGCAUCCCAAAUGGUAUAGGUUGAAGUCUAUAUCAAUUGAGUAAAUUAUUGGGCUCAAGUAUUUUUAUCUUUUGACACCAUAAAAAGUGUACCAGAGAGAGGAAAAUUAAUAGUGAGAGAAAAUGAAGACAGCUGGGAAGUGCUGAAGUAUGUAGCUGAAGGCGACUACAAGUUUGAUUGCACCAAUGAUGAUACCCUGUGCAAACUCAUUCCUCGUAAAGGAAAGUAGAGAUUUCAAGCACGUUUGCAGCACAUUUUCAUACCCAUGGCAAAAAUAUCUAAUGUUUAUCAUGAAAUUUUUUUCUACAUAAUUCAGAAGAGUCUAUAGAAAUCCAUGAAUGUUUAUUCCUCAAUUUCAUUUGCAUUAUGCUACAACGGCUGGGUUCCUGAUUUUAAUUUGCUCUAUCUUAUACCCGUGGCAAAAAUAUCUAAUGUUUAUUCUGAAAUAUUUUUCUACAUAAUUCAGAGGAGUCUAUGAAAAUCCAUGUAUGUUAUUUGCUCAAUUUCAUUUGCAUUAUGCAAAAAUGGUUGGGUUCCCGAUUUAAAUUUGCUCUA
Messenger RNA from Amborella trichopoda, 1962 nucleotides. RefSeq lists its product as uncharacterized. NCBI's taxonomy places the organism in Eukaryota, Viridiplantae, Streptophyta, Magnoliopsida, Amborellales, Amborellaceae. The record is from RefSeq and is a predicted model, not a curated record.